AUGCGAUCUAUGUGCACAGCAGCACACGGUGAGGAGGCUGAAGCGGCGGAGGAGAAAAUUCGAAAAGAUGCUGAGCCGUUGAGUCUCAAUCAAGCGCUGUAUUUGACGACUGAGAUGGGCUUAUACACCACAAGGGAAAUGCAGCUGCGUGUUAUGAAGUCGCCUUCAUUUUCAACGGAUUCGGCGGCUCCUUUUGUAUUAGAGGACUUUUUCAAUUCUAUGGAUGAGGGCUUCAAAAAAGCAGAGGAGGAGUUUGAGGUAUUGCAUGUUGGUGAGGAGGAGAAGGGAACGGCUGAGGAGCAAGAGGUGGACGAGGAAAAGGUCGAUACGGUGAACUCAGUGAUCCAUAAUAAACUGGUGAGAGCGUUUACUACUAACCCCAAGGAAGCUCGGUCGUUCGUGUAUAACGGUGAGGAGUGGAAAGAGAGGGCUGAGGGACGAGGCCUGAGGAAAAGGGCUACUGCACAUGUAGUGUUGCAACGUGGUAGCGGUGUUAUCAAGGUCAACGGCGAUGAGGAUUUCUAUGUGCGGUUCCCUUUGUAUUACAACAGAUUUGAUGUAGUACAGCCGCUGCUGCUAUGUGGUGUAUGUGGAGUUUAUGAUGGAAGACCUGUAUGGCCUGGUGAAGACGGAGAGGGAGUCCAGGGUCAGAGCGGUGCCAUCCGACUAGCUAUUGGGAGGGCUCUGCUAGCGGCUAACCCGGCGUGUGAGGAGAUUCUGGAGGAGAACUGUGCGUUGUUUCAAGACCUACGGCAAACUAUAUCUAAAAUACCCGCUGGUGAUAAGUACUACUGCUCCACAGGGCUUAGUCUACAAGCUAGUUUUCGAUUAAUGGUUGCUUCUGGAAACAACGCGAAUGAUAUCGGUUCGUCCCCUAUACUUAUCCUUAUCAUCGUGGCACUGACGUUGUUCUUCACCUUUGGGGCGUUGAUGGCGUUGAGAGCUCCUGCAGGGAGUAAAUGGCGAGCUAUAAUCUUACCAAAGAUGGGUAUAAUAUUUUGCAGCCUUCUGGUGUGGUUUGUCUUCACUGGGUCCGACGUGUAUACAGUCCUCAUUCUGUGUAUUCCUGUUGCGGGGCCGAUGUUUGCGGCUCUGUGGUUGUGGUAUCGCGAUAGAAGACAGAAACGACGCAGUAAAAAAGUUGCGGAAAAGUUGGCACAAGCGGCGCGAGAUGAAUCACUGUUCGUGGAUGUGGAGGAUGGUGAUGGAUUCCGACUGAUUGACCGAUCGCGCGAUUAUCCGCGACCACCGGGUAGAUCUGGGAGUUCUGAUUCUGAUUGUAGCAGUGAAAUACGUAUGCGGGAGCUUUCGGAUGAUGAUGAUUUUGAUGAUGACAAGAAGGAACGAUUCAUGUCUGUGGACACGGGCUUUGAAGAUCCUGAUGAUGGCUCUGAGGUAAGUGCAUCGUCGUCCCCACGAAGUAAGCAGGUGCGGUUUGCGGGUCUGCCAGAGCUUAGCAGUAGUAGUGUCAAUGUCGAGGAGGUUGGGGGAGGCGAAACGAAGAAGUUGUGGGAUGGUUAUUAUGUGAAGAGAAGACCGUGGGGAAACUACGCGAGCCAACGAGUUAAUUUCACAGUACGUCUUGCAGUAUGAGCGACCGCUUUUACCAGUUUGUUUGGGUGAAAUCGCUGAGUUGCGACGGCGAGGAAGCUGUGCUUGUCAGUGUUGAGCUUGUAUGAUGUUAUAAUACGUAUAUUUCAUUAUUUUAAUGCCGCUGUUGGUAGUAGGAUCUACCUGUCAUAUUACAC
Molecule: messenger RNA, 1748 nt
Organism: Perkinsus marinus ATCC 50983
Lineage: Eukaryota; Perkinsozoa; Perkinsida; Perkinsidae
Product: ribosomal protein S9, putative
Exons: 11
Coding region: 1-1593 (530 amino acids)
Biological process (GO): translation
Cellular component (GO): mitochondrial small ribosomal subunit; ribosome
Molecular function (GO): RNA binding; structural constituent of ribosome
Source: RefSeq, a predicted model, not a curated record